Molecule: messenger RNA, 372 nt
Organism: Lodderomyces beijingensis
Lineage: Eukaryota; Fungi; Ascomycota; Pichiomycetes; Serinales; Debaryomycetaceae
Source: the annotation of a GenBank genome assembly
AUGAGUUCGGAAGCAAUGAAUAAGCGGAAGCUUAUCGCCGCAAUUGCAGACGAGGACACCGUCACGGGGUUGCUUUUAGCUGGUGUGGGUCAAGUUUCCAACGAACCAGGCAAGGAGACCAAUUUUUUGACGGUUGUGCCGGGAAAGACCUCGGUUGAUGACAUUGAUGAGGCGUUCGACACCUUCACAAAGGAAAGAGACGAUAUUGCUAUCUUGUUGAUAAAUCAGCACUUGGCGGAUAUGAUAAGGUUCAAAGUCGACGGGUAUACCAAUGCCUUCCCCGCAAUUUUGGAGAUUCCUUCAAAAGACCAUCCGUACGACCCAGAGAAGGACUCGAUCUUGAAGAAGGUGAGAAGACUCUUUGGAGAGUAA